AUGCCGAAUCUGACGGUCCGCAACCCCGCAACAGGUGACCCGUGUUUUGGUGGCGAAGAGGACCAGCAGGUUCGCACGGAUGCGCUGCGCUCCAUUCCCGAGGCCACUGAGUUGCCCAUGGACGACGACGGCGGACCCCAGGAGAUCAUUGAUGCCCCCGAUGAGGACCUCAUGGGCCAGUACGACGUCCACGAUGUGACCCAGGCUUUGGUGAGGCUCCCCAACUUCAAGAGCGCCCCAGUCCUCGAGUGGACAGACCCCGCCACCUCUCAGGCCCCGCGACAGGGCCCCGAAGACUCCGUCGCCGAACUUUGGAACCUCAGUACGGAGAUUCUUGGAGAUCCCCUGCUUGGAGUUUUCCAGGCUGCACCGGCUCAUCGAAGAGCGCCCCAAAGGUUCACAGACGGUGAAGCAGUCUCUCUGAGGAAGCUUAAAGGUGACGGGUUGAAUGCUAACGACCGUCGCAGAACCAUCAACCUCAUUGGCCAUGCGGGCAAAGCUUUCACAAACGUGACCAUUAUGCCAGAGCUGCGCCAGAUGUCCUGCAAGUUGUCCAGCGCGCAGUUUGGCGCGCUGCAGGGCCGUUCCACUCGCGAUGCCAUCCCUUUAGUCGACGAGAACCCAGCAGUCAUCCUCGUCUCGGCUUUGAUUGACUUGGAGACAGCGUUUGAUAUGCCCGAUCGGCAGCAGGGGGCUCGGCAAGGUAGCGUGGAUGGCCCAGGACUAUUCAUCGCGAUCUAUGACAUGAUUACCAAUGAUACCGGGGGCCACACGUUAGCCGCGGGGUUCAAGGGCGCCCAGGUUCAGUACGGCCCCUCCUUCCAGGUUUUCGGGAAUUCGGAGGACUUUGCGGCCAUAAUAGCGCUGACUAUCGUUGACGACUUCGACGCUGUCACCUCGUUCUUGGACUUCAUGAGGACUCGGGUUAACGCCAGUGGUCUGACCAUGAACGUCCCAAAAACCGAGUUGAUGUUGAGUGUUGCGGGGAGGGGCUGCAGGGAACUCCGACAACGGACUGCGAAGAAUCAUAUUGGCAUUAACAUGACCCACGUAGACACGCAGGUCUGCGCCUUGCACCCGACGCCGACAGUUAAGUACCUCGGCUGCCUACUCUCUGCCACUGGCUCCUACUCCCCAGAGAUCGAGACUCGCCUCUCCCCUGCGAAUAAGGCGCACGGUCGUCUUGCCCAACCUGUUCUAAAGGGCAACCUCCGUAUUCGCUUGAAGGUGCGACUGUGGUGCUCGCUGGUCCGUUCGAUCGCGCUGUGCGCGCUGGAGCUGGUCAAGAAACGAGACGCGGGCGAGGCAGGAGUCGAGAGCACCAAACCGAACGCCGACGCCGAAGUUGCAGGCAUCUCGAAGAAGGACCGCUUGAUGACCAAGCUCCUGCUCCAGCACGAGGACAACUUUCGGGGCUCGGCGAGAGACCAGAACGUAGUGGUUCGGCUCCGAGUCGGAUCACAUAUGCAGGUGGCGCUGGAGUCGAGCACGGCACAGUACCAGAAAGUAGGGAAGGAGGCCAGGGACACGGUCGCGGCCGCCGACUAUCGCGGCCACCCUCUCGGCAAGAAGCCCGACGCGUACCUCCGCAUGCCGUUGUUCAGAUUGAGCGAAGCGGCGGAGGACAGCCUCGAAGAGGUCAAGGCUGCGGUCGCCCGUGGCGCCAACCCACAAGAAUCAGCCGUGGCGCUGAUGACGCUCGUGGAGUUCGGGAAGAGCCUCAAGGAUUCCGAAGUGAAGCUCAAGGCGACGAGGUGCUUCGACGUGAGAGUGACAACGACAACCGACGGAAAAGAUGUAGAGGAGGCCAAGUGGAUAUUCGCUGCUAUGUCGCACCCAGCGGAGGGGGUGCUCGAGUGCGGGGCCAUGGGCCCCGAGUGCGUGCUCACUCCUCUGGCCCUCUACCUCGUUGUGCUUUGCAUGUUUGAGCAGCAGCUGCUCGACACCGUGUACUCCAUCGUCUUCUCCCUGGUGGAGGUGACCCGCAGCUACGACCACCAGGUCGGGCAUCUCCUCCACCGCAGGCUCAACUGCAACACGGAGCGCAUGGAGUCCGCAGGAUGCUGGCUGGCGCCCCGGCUGGUCAGCCUGGCGGCGCCUCUGGCCGCCGCCCUUGCGUGGCUGUGA
Messenger RNA from Prorocentrum cordatum, 2127 nucleotides. NCBI's taxonomy places the organism in Eukaryota, Dinophyceae, Prorocentrales, Prorocentraceae. The record is from the annotation of a GenBank genome assembly.